This is a messenger RNA of Menidia menidia (Atlantic silverside), 2502 nucleotides long. The record is from the annotation of a GenBank genome assembly. Lineage: Eukaryota; Metazoa; Chordata; Actinopteri; Atheriniformes; Atherinopsidae.
UUUCAGGCUGGACAUCUGUCGCUUUUUUUUCUCCCUUUUUUUGUCAGGGCCGGGUUCUCGCGGUCACUGAAUGGAACCAGUGACCUGUCAGUCUUGACUGAUGGGACCCCAUGUGUGGGAAAAUCCUGCAGGCAAAGAGUUGAAGUAUUCACAUGCUAAUUUCGCCCUAUAAAUAAGAGGGUCGCGCCGCGCCGUGGACCCUAGAGACGGGUCGAGAUUUUAGGGGAGAAGGGACGGAAAGAGGAAAAACCAUGACUGCCUCUUCUACGCGCAACUUCGAUAAGCAUCCCAAUGCAAAGGAGGAGAGAAAGCUCAGAAAGCCGCUCAUCGAAAGGAAGAGACGGGAGAGGAUAAACAAUUGUUUGGAUCAGCUCAAAGAAACAGUGAUUGGAGCGUUUAGGCUCGAUCAAUCCAAACUAGAGAAAGCGGACAUCCUUGAGAUGACAGUAAAGCAUCUGCAGAACAUCCAGAAUAAUACACUAAACGAUCCAACAGUAGACCUGGAGGCCCAGCAGAGAUACAGCACAGGUUACAUCCAGUGCAUGCACGAGGUCCACAACAUGCUCCUCAACUGUGACUGGAUGGACAAAACUCUGGGCUCACGCCUGCUAAACCACCUGCUCAAGUCCCUGCCCAGGACCAUCGAUGAAGGCAUCCCAAGCCAACACACAUCCAGACAUGACAUUCCUCUUCCUACCAACCAAGUGAUCCCAGGCACACCCCUCAGGGGGGACCCCCUGCCCGGGAGACAGCCCAAGAUAGAGGCUCUCAACUGUCAUGUGCCUGGGCCACAGGAGAGGUUGGCCCUCCACAGCCCCCAUUUGGGGAUGCUGGAGAUCUGCCGCCUGCGGACUUACACUAGAGACGAAAGCAGCACGGGGAGAAGCCACAGACGCUGCGAUCCAACCAACAUGGCCCCUUCGGUUCGGCCCAACAACAGUGGAGUUUUCGUGGAGGAUGAAGAACAUUACGGGAUUCAGAAAGCGGACAGAAAGAUUAGGAAGCCUCUCGUGGAGAAGCAGAGGCGAGCCCGCAUGAAUGACAGCCUGCUGGAGCUGCGGACAUUGCUGACAGACGCAGACCUUCAUUCCAAGAUGGAGAACGCAGAGGUACUGGAGAUGACGGUGAAAAAGGUCGAGGACAUUCUGAAAAGCCGAAAUCAAGAGACCGAGACCCUCAACCGAGAAGCGAGUGAGCGGUUUGCAGCUGGCUACAUUCAGUGCAUGCAUGAGGUCCACAUCUUUGUGUCCAGCUGUCCGGGGAUAGAUGCAAAAUUGGCAGCCGAGCUCCUCAACCACCUGCUCGAGUGUAUGCCCCUGAAUGAGGACCACCUCCAGGACAUGCUCAUGGACCUAAUCACAGACACUUCUGGCAACAGCAGCAGCACUUGGCUAAGUGGCAGCGAGACACUCUGCACAGCUCUGACUUCUCCUGGAGGAAGGAGCCAAUCCGGCGGCGAGGCUUCAGCUCUUUCCCCGGUUCCCUCCACCACAUCCUCUGAGGACUUGUGCUCCGACCUGGAUGAGACCGACAGUGAACACAACCAGAGCACGACAGAGGGUGUGGAGAACAAGGAAGUUUUGAACGCACCGGCCUUUACCUACCCUCGGUCCAUGUGGCGACCUUGGUAGAACUUUGGUUGGGUAGGUGAGAAAUGCUGAAAACAGGAAGAGGGGAUUUUUUCUUUCAUCUGAUCCUGAUGCUACUUCUGCAAGAAAAAAAAUGCCCCCUUGCAUUUUUUCUGUGGUAGUUCUGAAAAACAACCUAUGCACUGAUUUUCUUGAGGAUCGCAGGACUCACCACACUUAAUUCCCGUUUUUAAUUGAGUUCUAACGCGAGGGAGCAAGUUAGCAUCUGACAGAAACUCUAGUGGCCGAAACAACCGUGCAUUCUCUUUGAGUAGACCAAUAUUUUUCAGUAAACCCAUAUCCAGAUGCCUCAAUCUUUCAUAUUUAUGUUUGCGUUCUAGGAAGAGUGUGAGUUAUAAGUAUAGAAUGUUGAAGCCGCUGGAACAAGAUUUGAAAUAAAAACAUCCCAGGAGUGUUUUGGAUAUCACCCAAAAAGGUGAUUAUUGCCGUUAAAAGCUGGGUUUUUCUUUUAUAUCCUCAGAGGGGCCCUGCCUCUCAUGGCCCCCUCCAGCCUCGGGCCAUCUGAAAGGACUCCCCUUUUCUUUCUCUGUUGUAACACCCUGGCUGUCAGUCCUCUGAUUAGACUUGUCCUCACACCUGGAAGAAGAAGAAGAAAAAUGAAUGUUUUGUUUCAACGCUUGUCCCAAAGGACAGAAAAGGACUAGUACCUGCUAUUCACUAUUAUUUUGUGUUAUUGUGUAUGUGUUUUAUAUUUGGAGAAAAGCUCUUUUUAGAAUCCACCAAGUUUGACUAUGCCUCUGAUUAAUAUAAAUAUUUUAAUAAUAUUUCAUAAACUUCUGUAGUUUGAAUAAUGGAUAGCCUUCUUAAGACCACUUAAUGUUGUAAUUAUUUUUAGAAUUGCAUGAUAAAGUCU